Molecule: messenger RNA, 2251 nt
Organism: Hippocampus comes (tiger tail seahorse)
Lineage: Eukaryota; Metazoa; Chordata; Actinopteri; Syngnathiformes; Syngnathidae
Gene: mfap2
Product: microfibril associated protein 2
Exons: 9
Coding region: 159-665 (168 amino acids)
Biological process (GO): embryonic eye morphogenesis
Cellular component (GO): microfibril
Source: RefSeq, a predicted model, not a curated record
UCACGGGGAGGCUGGACGGGGAGGAGACUUGACAAGCUGGGUGGUGCAAUGUGGCGCUGCAAAGUCUUUCAGCACUCACGGGGCGCAUGAAGGUGGAAGACAGUCGCAGCACAUUGAGCCAAAGCUUUGUGAGAGUGUGACUACCUCCGAGAGUGACCAUGAGAGCCCUUCUCUUGAUCUGCAUGCCAGUUGUGCUGCUCGCCCAGGCUCAGUACCAGGAACAGUUUCCUUUUCUUGAGGACUAUGGGCCCGAUUAUUUGCCAGAGAGUCCGGAUUCUGAGAAUCAUUAUUCUGGUCCUGGAAAUUUCCAGCAGCAGGUUCGAGUCGAUCCCGCGAUCCGUCCAGAAAAACCAGAGACUGAUUUGGAGACGGAGCCCACAGAGCCCGGUCCUCUCGAUUGCAGAGAGGAGCAGUAUCCCUGCACCAGACUCUACUCCGUGCACAAACCAUGCAAGCAGUGCCUGAACAGUCUCUGCUUUUACAGUCUGAGGCGUGUGUACGUCAUCAACAAGGAAGUGUGUGUGAGGACCGUGUGUGCACAUGAAGAGCUGCUUAGAGCGGACUUGUGUCGAGACCAGUUCUCGCGUUGCGGUGUGGCGGCGUUGAGCGGCCACUGCGCGUCUGUGGGGGCAAGCUGCGGGAAGAGCUGCGGUGGUGGCUGCUGAUGGAUGCCCCCAAACCCUCCUUGAGACACUACAACCAACUGCAACCCUUCUCUUUCCUCACUGAUAUGUCCUGUCGUGCAGUGUUUCCCAACCUUUAUUAAGCCAAGGCACAUAUUUUACGCUAGAGUCACCUCACAGCAAACGACCAAAAAAAAAAAAUGACACAAAAAGUAUAGAUUGUGGAUACUCUCAUAUUCAAGGUUCGUCAUUUAGGGGGAAAAAAUUGAAAGCUAUUCACUGUUUUUGUGUCAAAAGCGCAAUCUGGUGGCAUCUUGGUGCCAAGGAGUCAUGUUGGUGUGUGUUAAGGAGCUUCAUUUACACAAAGGUAGUCCUUUAAGCAGUUAGAGUGAUGCCUUGAGAUAAGAGUCUAAUUUGCUCUGUGACCAUGCUUGUACUGUAUCUCCUUAUACUCUUAUCUCAAAUCAUCUUGCCCCAAUAAAGCCUCCUCCAUCGCAGGGAUUACGUUCCAGACCACCUCCGCAAAAGUGAAAUCCGCAAUGUAGAAUCUAAAUAUUACCUAGCACUUGGGAUUUUUUUAGGUCUUUAAAUACUCUUUAAAACAAUAGAAACACAUUUCAUAUGUUGAGAGAGAAAGCCAUAAUAGCAAUGGAUAAAACUAAAAUAUUGUACAGUGAAACAGUGUAUCGACCCAUGUUUACAAUUAAAUAAAUCAAGUUUUUUUUUUCAAACUAGCAAACAUCCCACAGUAUACAUCAUGCCAAAAGAUGUACAUUAUAAAAUUAUCCUACAAGUGUUGCUUUCUGUAGGCAUAAAAUGCAGGAUGGCAAGGUUUGAGACCAUUCAAUAAUCUCUUUCUCACCUCUUCUGCAACAAUGAGGUAGAGACUUCGUAUUUUCUCUUCUUUCGAAUGAACAGUUACACAUAAUAUUGUGCCACUGCCUGUUGCCCAUAAGUGUCAUAACACCCUAAAAUGAACACAAUUACGGUGCAACUGAACGGAAAAAAAAAAUCCACAAAAUUAACAGGACCGCUAAACCCACGAUGGAGGAGGGUUUGCUGUAAUCUAUUCCAAACUCCCGACUAAACAGAAAAAAAUGUUUUUUCAGAAGAAAAAUUCUACUCAAGAGUAUCACAGUAGUAGUUCAUUAUUUCCCAGGGCUCACUGGAUGAGCUAAUGGUUGGAAAUCACCGCUAUCAUGUCACCUCUUCCUAUUUCUCAUGCACAGCUGUUUGCCUUCCCCUCCCCCCCCCCACAUGUAUGAUGAGCCUGUGCGUUUGGAUUCGUAUACUCCAAAGAAGCGGGAUGACUGUAACAAAUCACUGGUGCUAUAAACUCAUCACACUGGUGCUGUAUUAAGAGAUGCAACUGGCUGCGGAGACCCCUCAGUUUGUUUUGCAUACUGUACCGUAUUAAUCACGUGCUUUGUAUGUCGUUUUUUCUUAUACUGUACCAUAACAAAAGUCAUUCAGUCAAAGCAGGCACUGACAUCAGCCAAGAAGAUGACCUCAGCUUUUUGAGCAGCAAGCGGGUAACAAAAUGCUUUGAGAAGGCUUCUCCUAAAGCGCGACUGCUGCUUUGUAAAACUAUCAUCAUUAACAGAUAAUAAAAUGUUUCUUUUUUUUUU